AUGACUCAGUCGUCUUCUCCCUUUUCUGCUAUCCGUUGCUCUCUCCGCUCGGACUCUCGUUGGUCGACGACGUCUCCUCCACUCCAAGCUCUCCCUCCUCCUUUUCGCCCUUACCAACGCCGCUCCCCCAACUGGCCUUCCAACCAGCUCUUCCACGAUCACCUGCUGCCUGCGCUGCUCUCUACCCCAUGUAACCUUCGGUCCCUCUCCACCCUCUGCCUCGACCAGGACCUCCCUGGAGGGAAGCUCCUCCUACAAAGCGAUAUCGACAUUGCCGCUUCCGCACUUUCUCUCCACUGCCACAACCUCCACCUUCUCCUCCGCUCUGACCUGCUCCACCACAACGCUCCCCUUGCGUUGUCUGCUGAUGACUCCACGACGAUUGUUCUUCCGCUCCCGGCUCCCUCUGCUUCCCGCGCUGUGCUCACCAUCUUCGUUCGUGACAUUUUCGCUCGUCUUCAGAUCGUCGUGCUAGAUCUCAAGGGCAAGGCUCUUGAUUCCCACCUGGAGCUUCUCGCGACCAACCCCGUGAAGAUCUCUUGCCUUGUUGUCGAGAAGGAAGACGUACCCUCGCUUCUCCACCUCCUCGAUCCCUCCGCCCACUCUCUGUUACACAACAGCACGGCAGCGGUGGUCUCCCUCCUUGCCACCACCUCCGAUGUCUCAUGUCGCGCUGUGUUCGAGGGGGGUGCCCUCGGCCCCCUUUUGCACCUUAUUGACUCCGGACUCGUGGUUCUGAAGGAGCACGCUGCCACGCGAUCCACACACUGA
Zingiber officinale is the source of this 771-nucleotide messenger RNA. RefSeq lists its product as uncharacterized. The coding region runs from base 1 to 771 and encodes 256 amino acids. NCBI's taxonomy places the organism in Eukaryota, Viridiplantae, Streptophyta, Magnoliopsida, Zingiberales, Zingiberaceae. The record is from RefSeq and is a predicted model, not a curated record. The transcript is spliced from 2 exons.